Molecule: messenger RNA, 2196 nt
Organism: Scylla paramamosain (green mud crab)
Lineage: Eukaryota; Metazoa; Arthropoda; Malacostraca; Decapoda; Portunidae
Product: cytosolic Fe-S cluster assembly factor nubp1-like
Biological process (GO): iron-sulfur cluster assembly
Cellular component (GO): cytosol
Molecular function (GO): iron-sulfur cluster binding; ATP binding; ATP-dependent FeS chaperone activity
Source: RefSeq, a predicted model, not a curated record
UUGAAUUUUGUUGUUGAAACCUUGCCUACUGUAGAAAAUGGUGAGCCUUGCUUAGUGUAGAAAGUUUUGAAGUGAGUCCUGAUGCUGUACCUGGUAUGAGUCAGCCUGUGGACUUGAUGUAUGGAAGCCUUGCUGUGGAGAGCUCUGUCUUGCUGGAGUGUGGGAGGGGAGAUAAGGUGAGGAUUAGAGCAUUCAAGGACAGGAAUCAAUGGACACUGCCAUUCUUGUCCUGUGGGGGAAGUUUUUAGGAGUGGGCAUCACACACUUAUAGACGGCUGGAUUGCUGGACAAACUUUUUAUUUCAUAUCUUUGUGUAUGCCAUAAGUAAGUUGGCUCACUGGGUGUAUCAGACAUGUUCAUGCAACACUCCUGGGGCACCAAACCACUCUUUUUACCUAUCCUCAGGCUGUCCUACAAGACACUGUAUCGCAUCCAUUGCUUCUUGUUAUACCAGUACUAAGAGACUUGGAUGAAAAAAAGCUGUGUUUGGCAAUGAUUUCCUGUGAUAUCUUAUGCUUGGUCUUUGCACAGGUUUUAUUGCAAGCUUAACUAGUAUGUAUAUUAGUUUUUAUUUGAUUUAUAGCCAUGAAAUGUACUAUGCCUUGGUUGCUUUAGUGUGGAGGGACUGUGUGAGGUGGAAGAGAGUAAGUGCUCACUGUUUUUACUCCCACUCAAGUCUUGCCUACAAAGGUAUUCACUCCCCUGUGUAAGGUUCGUGUCUGGCCAGGAGGUUCUGAACCCCUUUGGUGAAACGCUUCACUGAUACAUCUGAUGAAAUGCUUCAGUACACCUUAUUGAUAACAUGAGUGAGAUGCUUCAAUACACAACAGUUGCUAAUUUUUGUUUAGUGUCAAAAGCAUUUCAUCUUAUCAACUACUCACCCCUAACUGACUGUCUUCAGCCUCUCUCUCAUUGGCACAUUAUUGCAUCUCUUGCUAUCCUCUACCACAUUUUUCACACUGACUGCUCUUCUGAUCUUGCUAACUGUAUGCCUCCCCUCCUCCCAUGGCCUCGCAGCACUAGACUUUCUUCUUUCUCUCACCCCUAUUCUGUCCAUCUCUCUAAUGUAAGAGUUAACUAGUAUUCUAAAUAAUUAAUCACUUUCUCUGGUAAAAUCAGGAACUCCCUGCUUCUGUAUUUACUCUUUCCUAUGACUUGAGCUCUUUCAAGAGGGAGGCUUCAUGACACAUCCUCCAAUAUUGGAUGACAUUUUUGACACUUCUUUUGGGACUGACACAUCAAUAGACUUUCUCCUUUGCUCUUUUUGUUGCCCUUGGCCAGUGCCCCUCUUGUAUAGAAAAAUAAAUAAAUAAAAUGAAAGUAAAAAUAAAAAAUCAUAAUGAUGGCAUAUGGUGCACAGACCUGGUGGUGGUGAGGGAGCGCCUGGCAUCCGUCAAGAACAAGGUGCUGGUGCUGUCUGGCAAGGGAGGCUUGGGCAAGUCCACUGUGAGUGCCAUGCUGGGCCUUACCUUGGCCCUCGAUGACUCCAAGGAGGUGGGGUUCCUUGACAUUGACAUCUGUGGGCCGUCUCAGCCGCGGGUGUUGGGGACAGCAGAGGAGAAGGUCCACUCUUCAGGUGUUGGCUGGUCCCCUGUGUAUGUGUCUGACAAUCUGGCUGUCAUGUCCGUUGGGUUCCUGCUCAACAGUGCAGACGACGCUGUCAUCUGGAAGGGACCCAAGAAAGAUGUGAUUGAUGAGGUAGUGUUUAAGCAUGUAGCUGUGGAUGAAGUGGCUCUGCUGGAUGUGAGGAAGGAAAUCACAUUCUGCAGGAAAGUGAACAUUCCCAUCAUUGGCCUGGUGGAGGACAUGACCACCUUUGUGUGCCCCAAGUGUAAGACCAAGACGGCCGUCUUCCCUGCCACUACUGGAUGUGACCCCCAGCUGGCAGAGGAUACUGAGAUGCCACUGCUUGGCCAGCUGCCGCUGGACCCCCGGGUGGCCCAGGCGUGUGAUGAAGGCACCAACAUUCCAACACAAGAGCCAGAUGCUGCUGUCACUCAGGCAUACAAAGACAUUGCAAAUAAAAUCAAGGAGUACUGUGAUGCACAGUCCCAAGAAGCCACUUGACCUGCAGCGGUAGCAGCAGCAGCAGCAGCAGUCAUCACCACACUAACCAACACAUUCUACAGAAAAGUCUUGUCAUUCAUGCAGAGGUUUAUUUUACAUUUACUUCUUAAAUCCAUAUUAUUAACAUCA